Messenger RNA from Elgaria multicarinata webbii, 2448 nucleotides. RefSeq names its product CD8 subunit alpha (gene CD8A). Gene Ontology annotation, biological process: T cell mediated immunity; cell surface receptor signaling pathway; cytotoxic T cell differentiation. The record is from RefSeq and is a predicted model, not a curated record. NCBI's taxonomy places the organism in Eukaryota, Metazoa, Chordata, Lepidosauria, Squamata, Anguidae. The transcript is spliced from 6 exons. The coding region runs from base 214 to 885 and encodes 223 amino acids. Gene Ontology annotation, cellular component: external side of plasma membrane.
UGCUGUAUUUGAGAAGCAGAAGCAGCAGAAGAAUGGGAUUUGUUAAGUUUCUUCUUGUUCAACUCAUGUCUGCUUGAAAGAGCAAAGCCCCUUCUGUUAAGGGGGGGUGGCUGACAUCACAUCCUUUCCACUAAGCAAGUCCUACUUCAAUAACUAUCAAACUAACACUUGCUCACCUGUGCCUUUGCUGGAGGCAGCUUGAAAAAGCAGAAUAUGGCUAGAAUUUCUUUUUUCCUAGGGCUCCUUGGUCUGAUGCUUGGCUGUGGCAGGUCCGAAACAAACAGGGUGGAAAUCAAGAUGACCAGCAACCCUCCCAAAGCCUUUAAAACUGAAGUGCGCCUGCAGUGUGUGUCCAGCUACAUGGAAAUUGGGGUGUACUGGGUCCUUCAGAGAAGUGACCACACUACCCAGUUCAUCACCUAUGUCUCUGUAAGGUCAAAGACGACACCAGAAAUCAUCAAUGGCUAUAAAGCAGAAAAAGCUGGAAACAAUUACCAGCUAACUAUUGCCAGCUUCGAGGAGGAGAAUCAGGGCAUCUAUUACUGCAUUCUCCAUCGCAACCAGGCCCUGUUCUUCAGUUCAGGCCUCGAAGUCCACCUGCCAAAGCCUUCUCCCAUGCCUCCCACCAUCCCACACAAGGUUUCAACCAGACCAGUAACACAGAACAUUAGAUGUCUAUCUCCCAAGGUAUCAGAGACGGAGUCAAGUAGUAUGAAGUUGCCCUGUGACCUGUACAUCUUCGCUCCCUUAGCUGGUGGUUGCUUCGUUCUGCUAGUAAUCGUGGUGAUCACCAUGUCGGUUUGCUGUGGUCUAAGAAAAAGAAGAAUAUGCAGGUGUAAAAGGCCUAUGAAUGGAACCAAUGGAAAACUCCCUUUACCACGCUAGAGCCUGUACCAGAGCUGGAACUUUGCAACUGAAUUUCCCAAUGCACCGUCACUGCACCCUACCCUCCAACAUUACAUACAAGGAGACGGAUGUAAUAAUGUUGUACACACAUACCAAGGAUGAAUGCCUUAGCCUCAACCCUCCAAAUUACCCAUUGUGCAAAGCUCUUCUCCACCUGCUGUAUGUCAUACUAAUUUCUUCUGCAAUCACCUGGCCUGCACUUGUGUGUUAGGAAACAAAUCUUAACAGUUUACAACAAUAUAAGAAUGUUUAAUAGAUAAUGCUGUAACUCAAACACAUCCAGGGUCAGUUACUACCUGGACAGGCAGUUAUAGAGUGAAUCAGUGCACUGGCAUUUUGUGUCCAUGUGCAUUUGUGCAUUUAUGUACAUUUGCAUACUAGACUUUAGCUCCCCAUCACACCUCCAGUGAUGCAAUCCUCAUGUGUGUAUACAGCCCCUGAUGCACCACCCAGCCCUUCAUAAAACUUUCAGGGCCAAAAACGCUGCCCACAUUUAGAGUUCUUCUACCAUUUGUAUUAUAAAGCUAAAAGACAUAUAUUAUUUACUUAUUACCGAGCCAUGAUUAUAAAGAUGUAAAGUCGAGUUGCUUUUUCAGCAUUCUAUUGAUAUAAAUCCUGAGAAUUCUAGCCAUUAUAAAAUCAAAGCAAUUUUCAUAUUACCUUAUUUUUGUCAUGGAGAAUCUGCCUUACGAAAAAUGGCUGAGUUACAGCAGUUUCAAAAGUUUUUGCUAUAAAGGGCAGAUUCUUGUGCCCACCCAAAAUGCUUCUGAAAUGGUUCUCAGUUUAGAUUAUGUGAAGAUGCUACAGGUUUCUAAGGAUACACCUUUAGCUGGUUUGAUGACAAUUUGUGUUAUAUAUAUAUAUAUAUAUGAGGUUUUAAGGUUCUAAUUGUAAAUUAGAGCUUUUCUACAAGAGGCAUUUAUAUGCACUCAUGAUUCCUUACUCACAGUUGUUCUUUAGAUGACAUUGUAAUCCUCCACUUAUGAUUCUGCUUUUUAAGAGCACUUUUCCGGGUUUUCUUAGAGCCGGGGAAAUAGGGUAUUAUUUCUGAAAGCAAAAGCACUACUUAUAUAUUUGCGCUAUUCUGCUAUAGAACAGUGCCAUCUAGAGAUUAUGUAGCAGAAAAGCAGGAAAGGAAAAACUCUUUGUGUAGAGCUCAGAUCUCAAUUAUUCAACAAAAUUGAAAAAAGAUGCAGCAUUUUACAAGCUCGUGUAGAAAAGCUCUUGGUCAUUUAACUUUUUUAUUUUCCUUUUUUAUUACGUACUUUUCUAUGAAGGUAUACAUUGCAAAAAAAAGAGAUAAAAUAUGCUUGUGUGUGUGUGUAUCACAUAAUGCUUAUAUAUAAUAUAUUUGACAUUUUAAAAAGAGGCAUACACUAACAUUCACAAGGAAACUUUCAUGACAAGUUCAUCGGUACACAAUAAAAACUAGGUACUGGAUUUUCAUUAAGUCUGCUAAAACAGCUCCCUAUGCUUUUUUGGUUUUGGUUUUUUUGUUCUGUUCUGUUUUUACCAUAGUACACUGAAAUAAAGUUGGUUUGG